Molecule: messenger RNA, 1530 nt
Organism: Sclerotinia sclerotiorum 1980 UF-70
Lineage: Eukaryota; Fungi; Ascomycota; Leotiomycetes; Helotiales; Sclerotiniaceae
Exons: 3
Coding region: 1-1530 (509 amino acids)
Cellular component (GO): fungal-type cell wall
Molecular function (GO): acid phosphatase activity
Source: RefSeq, a predicted model, not a curated record
AUGAGAGCCAUUCUUCCUUUUAGCCUCUUCGAGGUAUUGCUACUUAGUUCUUUUUGUCAAGCAAGUAUAUUUCUGGCACCGGAACAGGAUAUUCACCUUCCAUCAAGUUGGGUUUCCAUCAACCCACUUACUCUUUUGGGGGCCAAUAGUCCUUAUUUUACUGGGCCAAAUGUUUACGGCAUCAGCAAUCAAGUACCUGAUAACUGUUACGUAGAGCAAGUAGCGUAUAAUGUUAGACAUGGAAGUCGAUAUCCAGAUUCGGGGGCAUAUGCGCAAUGGACUGCCUUGUAUGCUGAGAUCCAAGCUGCGAAUUUUACUUCCACCGGUUCUUUAGCUUUCCUCAAAUCCUGGGAGCCAGUUUUGACAAUUCCGAAACUUCAGAUCGCUCAAGAAAGUCCCACCGGAUAUAAAGAAGCGUAUGAUCUCGGCUAUCAACUCCGGACUCGGUACCCAGAUCUUUACUCAUAUGGGCAGCCUUUCAUAAGCUGGGCUAACCUCUAUCCCCGUGUUGUUCAAACUGCUCAAAAUUUUGUGAGGGGGUUUCUUGGGCCUGCAGCAAGCAGUCUUGGUAUGGUAGUUACCAUCAACUCCACUGGAAGUGACGCGGCGCUGUUUGAUAGUUUGAGUCCGAGUGAUUUGUGUCCUGCAUUCGUGGAUGGUAACGGCGGUACAGAAUAUGUAACGUGGAACUCAAUAUAUCUUCCUCCCAUUCAGGCACGCCUCGAGUCAUUAAUCACGGGAAAUCUGAAAUUUUCAACCACGGAUAUCUCCAUCAUGCCUUAUCUUUGCGGGUUCGAAUCCCAAAUUACAGGUAAACUGUCCCCAUGGUGUGGUGUAUUUACGGAUGAGGAACUCAAAAAGUAUGAGUUUGCGCAGGAUCUCAGAUAUUACUAUGGGAUGGGGCCGGGUGAAGAUUUGCCCUCUAAAAUGAUGCUUCCAUAUCUAAAUGCCCUCGUUGGUAUCCUAGAACAAGGCCCGGUUAUCAACGGAACCUCGACCAAUGGGAGUAUAUUUACAUUGCCUAGUAUCCUCACUGCCUUUAUGAACGACGGACAGAUCGCAGAACUCGGAGCUGUAACUGGGGUAUGGGACAACACCACCUCUCUGGGUGAUGGUACUAAGAUUCCACGGGAGUACGAAUACAUCUCGAGUCACUUUGUUAGCAUGAGAGGGACAGUGGCGUUCGAACGAAUGAAUUGUGCUAUAUCCGAAAAUGCAACUUCCACCAGCUUUGCAAGCUCAGCACCAAAUUCAUACAGAAAAACAACCUUGUCGAGCACCUCAACCAACGCAACAUAUAUCCGUAUACUCCUCAAUGACGUUGUAUACCCAGUACAUUCAUGUCAAUCUGGACCUGGCUCUAGUUGUCUCCUUAGCGACUACUCCGCACUGAUCAAGGGUAAGGUUGACAAAGCGGGAAAUCUUCCCACUCGAUGCAAUGUUACAGUUUCUGGUGCGCCGACGAAAGUUAAGGGAGCUAGCUUCUUCACAGAUUUAUCACUUUCAUGGCUGAAAACUGUUGUUCCAUAG